Messenger RNA from Striga asiatica, 1845 nucleotides. The record is from the annotation of a GenBank genome assembly. Lineage: Eukaryota; Viridiplantae; Streptophyta; Magnoliopsida; Lamiales; Orobanchaceae.
CACAAUUCUGAUUUAAUAUUUGAUGAAAUUUCAUUUUCUUAUUUUGUUUAAAUCUAUUUGAGUUAGGCCUUAUUGUGAAUACUGAAAAAUGGGUCUUCAUUAUGGAGUCCUAAGCCAGAAAAUGGUGUCUGCAUUUCAAAUCGUUUCAGCUUAUGUGCAGCACUUCUUCAAUUACAUCUUGAGCAGGCUGCAAAAAUGUAUUGGUUAUGGGUUCUUGAAGAAGAAUAUAAUAUUAUUUCUUGAAAAAAUAGCUCCAAAUAGUUUUUACGAGGAAAAGGAGAAAAACUCAGAGUUAGAUUCGAAAUUCAAAAUUUCAACUUGUGAAGAGUUUAGCACAAUCAAGAAUGGAAAAGUUGGUAGUUUUAUUUAUUAUUCUGAGUUGGAAAGUGAGGAUGUUUCAGAAUUUGAUGAAGAAUUUCUAAAUGUAUCUAACCUUAUAAGUUGUGAGGAAAACCAUAAUGAGAGAAUGGAUUUAUUGGAGAAUGAUGACUUUACAAACUUCAUUGAAAAUCAUAACAAAUACGAAAAGUUAGAAAAUUAUAAAUAUGAUAGGUUUGAAGAUUUCAAUUUAGGACCAAAAAAUGAUGUAAGGCCAUUAUGGGAACACCAAGAAUUGAUUGAUCAAUUGAAAGUGGAGCUUAGAAGGGAGAGGUCUUCAAAUUUACCUACCAUUUUAGAAGAAUCGGAGUCACCUAAAUUAGUAGGAGGAAAAUUGAAGGGAUGCAAAAUUGAUGAUGAGCACCAAAAGUGUAUGGCCGAGCUUCACAAAUCGUACCAUAGCUACACACAAAUGAUGCGCAAGUUCGAUAUUUUGAAUUACCAAAAGAUGUAUGCUAUGGGUUUUCUUCAAGUGAAAGACUCAUUUGAAUCCUCCCCACACCCAAAAAAGGCUAAAGCCCCAACUCUAAAAUCACUGGUCUUUCAAAAACUGUGGCUAUUGAGGCCCAAAAGACAUGGCACAGAGCCCAUGAAGAAGUUAGCCCAACAGUUGCUUGGCGAUUUUGAAGUGGUUUACGUUGGUCAAAUGUGUUUGUCGUGGGAGUUUUUACAUUUUCAGUAUGGCAAAGCCUUGCAUUUAUGGAGUUGUGAUCCAUGUGGAAUUCGUAAGUAUAAUGAGGUGGCGAACGAGUUUCGACAGUUUCGAGCGCUUAUGCAGAGGUUUAUAGCGGACGAGCACUGCCAAGGGUCGAGGGUGCAAAAUUACGUGAAAAACCGAUGUGUCCUUCGUAAUCUACUUCAAGUUCCUCUCGUCAGAGAGGACUACACGCAAAACAAUAACGAGGCAUAUAAAAAAGACAGAGAUGUUCGCUAUGGAGUCACAAGUGAGAUGCUAGUGGAGAUGAUUUUAAACUCAAUACAAAUAUUUCGGAAAUUUGUUCAAUCGGAUAAUGAUUGCAACUCUUCACCAAUUAAUGGCAACAAGAAAUUGCCCAAUCUUCAUAAUUCUGAAGAUCUCAAGCUGCUGUUACAAGUCAGAAAAAAAAUUCAAAAGAAGGAGAAGAAGUUGAGGGAUGUCUUGAAAAGCGAAAAUUGCAUUUUGAGGAAAUUUGGACAGAAUAAGGAGGAUGACGUUGAUCACAUUUUUGCCCAGAUAGAUAUGAAACUAAUGUGUAGAGUUUUUAACAUGUCAAAAAUAACAAGGGAUCAAUUGAUGUGGUGUGGAAAUAAGUUGAGUAAGAUUAGUUUUGUCAGCAGGAAAAUUAAUGUAGAACCGGGCAUUGUUCCCUUUCCUUGCAGUUGCUAGUUUAAUUGGCAAGCAUUUAUUUAUUUUCUUCAAUAUUUUGAUUAAGAACCUCAAAGAAUUUGGCACAUUAAAUAAUUUAAUUCCUUAACUUUAUGGUUGAC